AUGGCAAAGGAAUUUGAGGAUACUUGGGCAUAUAACACAAUUGGCUCGCCGUUUCCGGAUAAUCCUGUUAGGGUUAAGGGUCAACAAAAUAUGUACGUUGCAUUGUGGUACAAAUUUGGCAAGCCAAUCCAUGGGCGAGCUUGGAACAAUAAUGGGAAUGUGGAAUGUUCAUUCCCAUAUAGCAAGGUGGAAUUAACGGGAGCUCGUGAUUUGGGUGGACAAAUCCAAAUUUUGACAUGUAGCGAACAAGAUCCAGUAGAACAAUUCAAAAAAAGCGGCUUCUGGUAUGAAUGGCGCCCAUACAAAGACCGUGAGAACGAUCAGCUGCUGCAGUUAGUACACUGCGGUCAGUCAACUCCGGUCUUAAUGCCUACGAAGGACGGGAAAAAUUUGCUUGGAUACAUCGAUAUGGGUAAAGAUGUGGCCAAUGUUGGUAACAAGGGUAAAAAUGAAACACUUGCGGGUGGCGAAAUUCAGAAUUUGCUGGUCCUGUUUCGAAAUAUUAAAGUCCCGCCAACUGGUAUUAAGAUUUACGAAGAUACCUGGAUUGACCUCAGAUACCGGGAUCCAUUUCCGGCAGCGAAGAAUCCGAUUCCUGGUGGUGGUCGUAAACUGAAAAACGAUGACGGUUCAGAGACAUACAGCUAUGUAGCACUGUGGUACAAACAUGGUGAACCGGUUUUCGGACGAGCUUAUCCAGAUUCGACCGGAAAAACGUUGGCAAAUUUCGGUUGGAAUGGCCAGGAAAAUGCGGGUGCAGAACUUGGAUCUAUGCAAAUGAUUGUAAUCCCGCAGCCCGAAAAUCUUGGUUUUGAGUACAAGUGGAUGUCGUACAAAGAAGUCAAGGGUGGUGCUGGUGGGUUCAAACCCUUGCACGUCGGUGACUGCGUGCCGUGUGUACUGAAAACGGCGAAGGGCGCUGAAUUACUUGGAAAUUUGCAUAUGAAGCUGGAAAAAGCAACAGCUGGCUUCGGUGGCAAGGAUUCAGCGGUAGUCGGACCAGCAGUUAUGGAUUUCCUUGUACUUUGUCGAAAUGGGUACAAAUGA
Loa loa (African eye worm) is the source of this 1047-nucleotide messenger RNA. RefSeq names its product MFP2 protein. Lineage: Eukaryota; Metazoa; Nematoda; Chromadorea; Rhabditida; Onchocercidae. The record is from RefSeq and is a predicted model, not a curated record. The coding region runs from base 1 to 1047 and encodes 348 amino acids. The transcript has 5 exons.